AUGGCCGACACUCAAGGGAUGGAAGAUCUCUUUUACAACGAGUGCUUAAAAGCAGGAAAUAACGGAUACAUUGAGGUGUUUCAAGUCAGAGGCGAACUUAUUUAUAAGGCAUUAAAGAAAGAAGAUGUUGGAAAAGCAGGCGCAUUACAUGGAGAGGAACAAGUUGUAUACAACACAAUUCGAUCUUCUGGAAACGAGGGCAUUUGGACAAAACAUUUGAAAGCAAAGACAAAUCUACAUGAGGCUGUGAUCAAAAGAUGUUUAAGAGUGCUGGAGCAGAAAGCACUUGUUAAGGCUAUAAAAUCAGUCAAACAUCCAACCAGGAAAUUGUACAUGUUAAUGGAGUUGACACCCUCUGUCGAAGUCACGGGAGGACCAUGGUUUACAGAUCAAGAAUUGGAUGUGGAUUUUGUUGAGCAGUUGACGUAUCAGUGUUACAAGUUUAUUCUUAUAAAGUCGUAUCCAAGAGACUCUAGUUCGAUCUAUACACCAUCUCAUAAAGCUUAUCCUUCUGCCGCAGCUGUUCGCAAGCAUAUCAUGGAAAAGAGGAUUAGUCAAGUGGAUUUGAGUGUGGAUGAUAUCACGAUGUUAUUGGAUGUUCUAGUGUACGAUGGCAAGGUUGAGCGGUUUAUGGCACAAGUAGAUGAAGAUUGGGAUGAUGAAGACGGAGAUACAGAAUCGGAUUGGGUUUAUAAGGCUAUACGGGAUAAGAAGGUUGAGUCUGCAUGGCAGGACUGUCCCUGUGGUGUGUGUCCUGUUGCUGAUUUCUGCACGGAGGAUGGGCCUGUCAAUCCUGCAGGCUGUGCCUAUUAUGCAAAAUGGCUUGAUUUGGAUUUCUGA
Messenger RNA from Lobosporangium transversale, 840 nucleotides. Its product is annotated as RNA polymerase Rpc34. Gene Ontology annotation, biological process: transcription by RNA polymerase III. The coding region runs from base 1 to 840 and encodes 279 amino acids. Gene Ontology annotation, cellular component: RNA polymerase III complex. NCBI's taxonomy places the organism in Eukaryota, Fungi, Mortierellomycota, Mortierellomycetes, Mortierellales, Mortierellaceae. The record is from RefSeq and is a predicted model, not a curated record. The transcript has 4 exons.